Hippocampus zosterae (dwarf seahorse) is the source of this 2093-nucleotide messenger RNA. RefSeq names its product basic immunoglobulin-like variable motif-containing protein. Gene Ontology annotation, cellular component: nucleus. Gene Ontology annotation, molecular function: single-stranded DNA binding; DNA endonuclease activity. The record is from RefSeq and is a predicted model, not a curated record. The transcript has 9 exons. The coding region runs from base 167 to 1576 and encodes 469 amino acids. NCBI's taxonomy places the organism in Eukaryota, Metazoa, Chordata, Actinopteri, Syngnathiformes, Syngnathidae. Gene Ontology annotation, biological process: nucleotide-excision repair.
AGCUAAUGUUGUAAAUCUGUUAUCAGUACGACUCGGCUUGUAACAUUUUAACACUAAACAUUAACCUCGCAAGAGGACGAUUUAUAGCGCACAUCGCGAGGAAUCUACCCGCUUUCCUCCCGAGCUGAUGCGCCUACCUCAAGUCUUCAGGUGAAGUGAGUCAUCCAUGCCAAACACAUCAAAAGAUCUCACGGGUCCAUCAGAAUUGUCAAGUAUGCAAAAACAAAUCAUGGGCAGGGAAGAAGAGGACCGCCGCCUGAUUGGCGCAUUGGCCCGGGACACCUCUGUCGCUCUAACCCGGCGAGCGUCAAGUGGUGAGCUCCAGCUGCCCCACGCCUUCCCGGUCACGCACUCUCGGGAGAAGUUCUACACCGUCUGCUCGGACUACGCGCUGCUCAACCGGGCGGUGAGGACGCAGGAUGACUGGGACAAGGCCACCCGAGACUUCCAGUCGGCGGCAGCCUGCAUGGUUUCCGACUGCGACAUGGAGGACCUGACGGCCGGCAGGGAUGCCAAGACCACGCUCGCUUGGGAGAUUGACACCACCGACUUCAAGGCGGUGCUCACACGCAAAAUUAGGAAGGGCAGCGUGAAGAAGUGCGGCAGUAAGAUGAAGCCAGACCGAGCCAGCCGGAACCUUCAGGACGUCUUGCCUCACCCCUCGCUAGAAGACGUCAAGCAGAGAAAAGUUCUCGAUCUCCGAAGAUGGUACUGCAUCAGCCGACCACAGUAUAAGACAUCGUGCGGUAUAUCGUCACUGGUGUCCUGCUGGAACUUCUUGUAUAGCGCGCUUGGGGCAGGAAGUCUGCCGCCCAUCUCCCAGGAAGAGGCGCUCCACAUCCUGGGCUACCAGCCGCCAUUCGACGAGAUCAAGUUUGGGCCCUUCACGGGUAACGCCACCCUCAUGCGGUGGUUCCGGCAAAUCAACGACCACUUUCGCAUGCGGGGCUGCUCGUACAUCCUGUACAAGCCGCAUGGGAAACAUAAGACUGCGGGAGAGACGGCGGAGGGAGCCUUGGCCAAGCUGAUGCUUGGACUCCGGGACGAGACCAUGGCCUACAUAUACCACUGCCAGAACCACUACUGCUGCCCUCUCGGAUUCGAGGCCACGCCCCUCAAAGCAGCCAAGGCGUACAGAGGUCCUCUGCCCACCAACGAGAUGGAACACUGGAUCCUGAUCGGAGAACCCAGCAGGAAGCAUGCGGCCAUUCACUGUAAAAAGUGGAUGGACAUCGUCACCGACCUCAACACCCAGAAUCCAGAAUAUUUGGACAUACGCCACAUGGAGAAGGGCAUCCAGAGGCGCACCACCAAAAAAGUGGGUGGGAACCUGCACUGCAUUAUGGCCUUCCAACGCGUCAACUGGCAAAAGCUGGGCCCCUGGGCCCUCAACCUGGAAAACCUACGGCACGGCGGCGGCGGUGAGGGGGAGGAAACUAAGCGCCUUGCCGAACUGGGACGCUCGCAAAGUACGGGCAGCCACAAGGACGCCCCCUGGAAGCGCAUGUCCAAUACAGCAGACAACAGACAGAAGAGCUCGCCCGACAGCGACAUCGACGAGGAUGAUGCCAACUGAACACGGGGACAACAAACGGUAUGAGAACUAACUGAUGCUGGAGCGACGCCAGCACGAAACAUUUUCCUCUGGCGGAGUAAGACACAUUCGGAAAGAUCAUAAAUACAAAUGACGCAGAAUACGCAUAUGAUUACAAAUACUGCUGUUCCAUGCUGAUGGGCCACAUUGUUAAUUUAUUGUUUGUACAAAACACAUAGCUGCUGCAUUACUUUUAUCCUCAUCUUUGUACAUUGUAGCUCAAAACUUUUUUUAAACUGUAUUUUUAUUUAGUGUUACAUUCCCAGGUCUGCUGCUUCCUCCUCCGUUGGUUGACGUGUUUUUAAGUGUCGUCUCAGCUCGCUUAUUUGAUCCGGAUGUACACGACAGCAACCACCUGACAAGACAAACAUUUUCAAGUAGGCUCAUGCGUGUCGAUUUUCUCAUCCAGCAAACGGUGCUUUGGUGAAAAAAUGAUUUUUUUCAUACGUAGUGAUUUGACGAUGAAAUGAAUGUGUAAAUAAACUUGCCAUAUAAUCAA